ACGGGUAGGUAGACCGGGUUACACCGAGGUUAUCCAUCCUCUGCAUCGCUUAUAUCCAGCCAAACAGACCACAUUAACCUGGGACAUGGAUCUGAGCAUCUAGUGCUGCAUAUAAUACAUAUUUAGGUGAGACAGACAGACGGAACCGAAACAUGUCGGGGGUCAAAUAUCACAUGUCACUACCUGUGUCGGUGGGUGUCCUGUUGGUGGGCCUCCCAUACUCCAUCUCUCUAGCUGCCCAGUGGCUUUAUGGCUGGCCCAGCAAGCCUGGAUAUAAGAAGUACAUAGAAGCUUUAAGACCAAGGCGAAUAUACUGUUUGACCAGAGCCGUCCUGGAAACUCUCAAAUAUCUGCAAUACGGGAGACUUUACUUUCAGUGGAAGUCGUGGUACAAGAAUGACGAAAACCGAAAACAUUAUGAAAAGGGCAUCACAUUUGGGCGCCGAAGCAACAAGCUGGACCUUUACCACCCUCCAAACGUGGGCAAGUCGAAAAAUGCGCCUGCACCGCUGGUGGUUUUUAUCUUUGGAGGAGCAUGGGGCUCCGGAGAUCGAUCCAUUUACUGUUUGCUGGCGAGGCAGAUGGCUGAAGAACUGAGUGCAACUGUCGUCUGUCCUGAUUACUUCACCUAUCCAAAGGCGAACGUUUUAGGGAUGGUUCAAGAUAUUGCUGACUGCUUGGUUUGGGCCCAAGAGAGUGGAGAGAAGUUCAACUUCGACAAAGACAACAUAGUAUUAAUGGGCCAUUCAGCGGGUGCACAUUUGUGUGCACUGACCACGCUGUUUCUCAUUGAUGCAAGAGAGGAGCUUUUCAUAGAAGCCAGCAAGCAGAGGGACGUUACACUGGCGAUAAGAGGAGUUAUUGGUCUGAGUGGCGUGUACAACAUCAUGGACCAUUACGAGCACGAGCAGAAGCGUGCAGUCGAAUAUGUCUCCACCAUGCAUAAAGCCAUGAAUGGCGUGGAGAACUUUCCUUACUAUUCACCAACACACUUACUGAAGGAGUUGAGCAACGACAAACUGGACAAAGUGCCUCCGUUCGCUUUGCUCCACGGGACCAGCGACAUCAUCGUUCCUUUCGAAUCUUCCAAAAAGUUCUCUGACCUCCUCACCUCGCUGUCCAUAAAGGUGUCUCUCUACCUGCUGCCCAGAGUUGACCACACAGAGAUGGUCACCGACCUCAUGGUGCCAGACAGGCGCUUCUACCAUCCCAUCUUCAGCUGCAUCAAACAGGAGUUCAGAAAACUACUUGGACGCUGCUGACGACCCUUCAGACCAUCAGAAAAAAACUCCAUUCAUCACUUAUAGUUACUGAUUGUGCCAUAUUUUGUUUACAGUUUAUCUGCUCUAAUACCUCAAAUGACUCUGAUUCAGCCUUGAUUUUAACUUGAUUGUGAUUCCAUAAUAAUGAAGAGAUUGUGAGUAAAUCCAGGAGUUGCAUCUGAUUGAUUUUUAAUCUACAUUCUUGAAAAAAUAAUGAUUAGUGGACUGCAAUCUGGAUAACAUUAUUCUAAUAUUGUUUUGGAGAGAUGUGAUCCAGAUCGCAGUAAAGUGAAAUAUGUAAACGUGAAGCAAUAACAGAAUCAUUGAGUCUUGAGAAAAGAAGAUCCCGCAUGCUGCUCUGGCUCAGCAUCACAAUUUAUUGAUCAUACUAACGCUUCGGUCUCAAGACUCAAAUGAUAUUUUCCAGCGCAAAAAAUACCAGUAUUAUGAAAAACAAGUAAAGCACACUAACACAUAAUGCUAAAAUGGGUGAACAGUUACAAUCUAUACCUCUGUUUUUAAACCAACUAUGACCUUCUUAUAUCGCAAUGUUUUCAUCAUUAACUUGCAUGUUUUUAUUAAAUUAAUCUUUUAUCUAUUUAUUGAUCUCAGACUCAUUAAACACUCAUGAAGGAA
Molecule: messenger RNA, 1898 nt
Organism: Sebastes umbrosus (honeycomb rockfish)
Lineage: Eukaryota; Metazoa; Chordata; Actinopteri; Perciformes; Sebastidae
Exons: 9
Coding region: 153-1262 (369 amino acids)
Source: RefSeq, a predicted model, not a curated record